Molecule: messenger RNA, 5940 nt
Organism: Ziziphus jujuba (common jujube)
Lineage: Eukaryota; Viridiplantae; Streptophyta; Magnoliopsida; Rosales; Rhamnaceae
Product: protein RNA-directed DNA methylation 3
Exons: 18
Coding region: 148-5655 (1835 amino acids)
Biological process (GO): transcription elongation by RNA polymerase II; regulation of DNA-templated transcription elongation; regulation of transcription by RNA polymerase II
Cellular component (GO): DSIF complex
Molecular function (GO): mRNA binding
Source: RefSeq, a predicted model, not a curated record
GCCACCUGUCACAUUUCCGCAAAAUCACACCAAAAGCCGCUUCUUUCCUUGUUUGCUCAAUCUGAGAGAGAUUGAGGGAGUGUGUUUGUUUUGAUUCAUGCUUCUGCUGUGGCCUCGUUGCUCUCUCAAACCCUCGCUUUUCUCAUCAUGGCAUUGAAGGGCAAACAGGUCGCCGGAAAAGGCUCCUUCGACGCCAAGGACAAAGGCAAGCGGAAGCGCGACUACUCGGGUGAGAAGGAGAAAUCCGCUGCCGCUGCUCGGAAAAGGAAGAACCCCGGCGUCCUCAAGUUCUUCGACGACGUCGCUGCCGACACCAACGAAAGCGAUGACAGCGAUGAGUUUGACUUCCCCAAUCAUUUUAUGGAUGAAGAAUUUGAAACAGAAGCAGAAGUUCGGGAAGAGCCUGGAAAGACCAAUAACUUUCCAUUUAUUCCUAAAGAAGAAGAGAUGGAUGAGGAAGAAUUCGAUAGAAUGAUGGAAGAACGAUACAAGAAUGGUUCUACAUUUGUAACAUUUGCCGGAGAUGAUUAUGAGAACAAAAGAUGGGCUGACAGAGAUUCAUCAGUGCAUUUGGACAAUGAUCCAAUUAUUUGGAAAGUCAAAUGCGCGGUUGGACGUGAAAGGUUUUCGGCUUUCUGUCUUAUGCAGAAGUUUGUUGAUUUGAAACCGCUAGGAACCAAACUGCAGAUAAUUUCUGCAUUUGCCGUUGACCAUGUCAAGGGAUUUAUUUUCAUAGAAUCUGAUAAACAAUCUGAUGUCAAUGAGGCAUGUCAUGGGCUUUGUAGUAUUUAUUCUUCUCGAAUAAUGCCACUUCCAAAGAAUGAAGUUUCUCAUCUGCUAUCUGCCCGGAGCAAGCGCAAUGAACUUUUGGAAGGCACUUGGGUCCGUGUAAAGAAUGGUGUGUACAAGGGUGACCUGGCACAGGUUGUGCAUGUGGACAAUGCACGUAAAAGAGCAACAGUGAAGCUGAUUCCAAGAAUUGACCUACAAGCAAUGGCUGAAAAAUUUGGUGGAGUUAAAGCCAAGAAAACAACUCCUCCAGCACCGAGAUUGAUCAGUUCAAGCGAACUUGAGGAGUUCCGCCCACUCAUUCAGUAUAGGCAGGAUCGUGAUUCUGGCAUUCUUUUUGAAAUCAUUGAUGGUCUAAUGCUCAAGGAUGGAUUUCUAUACAAAAAGAUAUCUAUAGAUUCAUUAAAUUGCUGGGGUGUCGUGCCAUUAGAAGCGGAGCUACUAAAAUUUGUGUCUUCUGAGAAAAAUGAAUCUAAUGAUGUUGAAUGGCUUUCACGGCUUUAUGGUGAGAAGAGGAAAAAGAAACAGAUCCCUAAAAGUGGUAAAGGGGGUGGGAAAGGAGAGAGCACAUCAAGCUCCUGUACAGGGAAUAGCUUUGAAUUGCAUGAUCUUGUGUGUUUUGGUCGAGAUUUUGGGGUUAUCAUAGGCGGCAUGGAAAAAGAUAAUAGUUACAAGAUCUUGAAAGAGGGAAGCGAAGGACCUACUGUGGUUACAGUUCAGGAGCAUGAGUUAAAGAAUGGGCUGUCUGAUGUGAAAUUUACCACAUUAGAUCAACACAAGAAGACCAUAUGUGUUAAUGAUACAAUCAGGGUUAUGGAAGGACCAUCUGAGGGUAAGCAGGGUAUUGUUAAGCUAAUCUACAGAGGGAUCAUUUUCUUGUAUGAUGAGAAUGAAACGGAGAAUGGUGGUUAUUUUUGCUGUAAAUCUAAAAUUUGUGAGAAAAUCAAGCAAUCUAUUGAUGCUUUUUGUGAAAAGGGCGGGGGUGGAGAAUCAGGUGUAUUUAUUGAAGAUUUCCCAUCAUCCCCUAAGUCCCCACUAUCUCCUAAAAAGCCAUGGGAAAGGAAUGGUAACCGUGAUUUCAAUCAGGGAGAUAAUGGUAAUUUGUUCUCUGUUGGACAAACUCUGAGAAUACGAGUAGGGCCAUUAAAGGGAUACCUUUGCCGUGUCUUAGCCGUACGUCGUUCAGAUGUUACAGUGAAACUAGAUUCUAAACAGCAAGUUUUGACAGUUAAAUGCGAGCAUCUUUCUGAGGUUCAUGGAAUGGGCUCUGCCAUGUCAAGGAGUGAGGAUCCUGGGUCCGGUUCUUUAAAACCAUUUGAGCUGCUUGGAGGUGAAGGAUGCUCUGGAGGUUGGAUGGAUGGAGCAGGAACAUCAGUAGUGGGAGAUGGGUGGAAUGCAGGAGGGGUAUCUGGUGGAAGGAGCUCCUGGUCUAGCUUGCCUGCCAACAGCUUUCCGCUUCAACCUGAAUCGGACUCUGCAAAUCCUUUCAGUUCUGAGGGUAAUGAUGCCAAGAAAGAUGUGGAAGAUACCGCUUGGGACAGUGCAGUGGCUACAAAAAAUAAUUCAUCAUGGGGUGCUUCAACAGCUAACAAUGAUCAAGUUGCUGGCUCAGGAAAAAGUGUUGAAACUUGGGAAAAAGCAGCUGCUGGAAGUGGGGGAUUUGACAGCUGUGCAUCUGGUUCUUGGGGUAGAGCAACUGAACCAAAUGGAGCUGGUGGAGGCCACUGGGGAAAGAACGUUAAUGUAAAUGAUGACCAAUUAUGUCAGAAAACAUCUGAGGAACCUUGGAAUAAAGGAAAGAAUGUUAUUGGAAAUGCAACUGGCAGUUGGGGUGAUGGAACUGCUGAGAAGAAUCAACUGAAUUCUUGGGGUAAAGGUAAAAGUAUAGUUGGAGGAUCAUGGACAAAAAAUAAUAGUGGUUCUAGUGCCUGUGAGGAGGGCUUGAACAAUGUCAGUUCUGGGUGGAGUCAACAAAAUCCUUCGGAUAACAGAAAUGGUAGAAUUGGGAGUGAUGCAUCUGCUUGGGGCACUAGUGGAGAAAUUAAGAAUGAUUCCUGGGGCAAAGCCACAGGGAACUGGGGCAGUAAAGAUGGAAUGGAUGGGGUUGAGUCAGGUUGUAAAAGUUCAACUCCGGAGACCGAGAAUCAGACUAGGGGCUGGGGUAAUGCUGGUGCUGGAUGGACUCGAUCAGAAGUUGGAAAUAAAGAUGAAGCAGGUGGUUGGACAAAAGCCAAAGUUGUUGGAAGUCAAACUGCAACAUGGGGCAACGCAAAAAAUUCCAGCGAAGCUGAAAGAGGUUGGAGUAAAGACAAAUCAAAUAAGCAGGAUGAGACUGAUGGAGGGUCUUCUUGGGGUCAAGAAGGUGGAGGCUCUGCAUGGAACAAGCCAGCUGGAGGAUCUUCAUGGAGUAAAGAAACCGGUGCAAAUUCGAAAGAUGAGUCAGGUGGGAUGAUGGAUCAAGAUGAUGGUUGGAACAAAACAAAAGGUUUUGCUGGAGAUAAAGGGUUGGGUAAUUGGAACAAAGGUUUAGGAAACCAGGAUUCUAGUUCGGGCAUGAAAAGCAAUUGGAACUCUGGAUCUGGUGGUUUCGAUCUGAACCAGGAUUCUGUUUUGGGCAAGGAAAGCAGUUGGAAAUCCAACACUGGUGGCAAUCGAGAUUUUAAUUGGGGAAAGAAAAGCAACGAGGACAAUUCUGAAUCUGGUGGAUUGGAUGGGAACCGGGAUUCUAGUUGGGGGAUGAAAAACAGUUGGAAUGCUGGUUCUACUGUUGCUGAGGGCAAUCAGGAUUCUGCUUGGGAAAAGAAAAGCAGUUCGAAUGCUGGUUCUAGUGUAGCUGAUGGCAGUCAGGAUUCUGAUUGGGGAAAGAAAAGCAGUUGGAAUGCUGGUUCUGGUGCUACUGAUGGCAACCAGGAUUCUGCCUGGGGAACGAAAAGCAGUUCGAAUGCUGGUUCUAGUGUUGCCGAUGCCGAUCAGAAUUCUGCUUGGGGAAAGAAGAGCAGUUGGAAAGCUGGUUCUAGUAUAGCUGAUGGCAGUCAGGAUACUGCUUGGGGAAAGAAAAGCAGUUGGAAUAUUGGUUCUGGUGCUACUGAUGGCAACCAGGAUUCUGCUUGGGGAAAGAGAAGCAGUUCAAAUGCUGGUUCUAGUGUCGCCGAUGGCAAUCAGAAUUCUGCUUGGGGAAAGAAAAGCAGUUGGAAUGCUGGUUCUAGCGUCGCCGAUGGCAGUCAGGACUCCACUUGGGGAAAGAAAAGCAGUUGGAAUGCUGGUUCUAGUGUUGCCUAUGGCAACCAGGAUUCUGCUUGGGGAAAGAAAAGAAAUUCAAAUCCUGAAAGUGGUGAUGCAGACCGGAAUUCUAGUUGGUGCAGGAAAAGUAAUUGGAACUCAGCAAGUUCCUUCAGUAGCAAUCAGUCAGAAGAAGGUGCUGGAAAUGAAAACCAAACUGAGGGUUUCAGUACCAGGCCAAGUGGGGGGAAUUGGAGAGGGGGUUUCAGAGGUAGAGAAAAUUCAGAAAGAGGUGGCUUUAGAGGUCGAGGGGGUUUUGGUGGUAGAGGUGGAGAUAGAGGGGGUUAUGGUGGUAGAGGUAGAUCAGACAGAGAAGGGUAUGGAGGCAGGGGUCGUGGAAGGUAUCAGAGUGGUGGUUGGAACAACACAAAUUCUAGUGAGGAUGAGCCGGGAGGAAGUUGGAAGCAAGAAAGUAGAUCUGACAGAGGAGGAUAUGGUGGUAGUCGGGGUCGUGGAGGGGAUCAAAUUGGUGGUGGGAACAACACGAAUUCUGGUGGGAAUGAGUCCUCCUCAUGGAGCAAAGGGGCAGAAGGAUGGAAAAAUAAUGAUGGAGGAGGAAGUUGGAAACAAGAAGGUAGAUCAGACAGAGAAGGGUAUGGAAGUGGGGGUCAUGGAAGGGAUCAAAGUGGUGGUUGGAACAACACAAAUUCUAGUGGGGAUGAACCCUCCUCAUGGAGCAAAGGGGCAGAAAGAUGGAAGAAUAAUGAUGGAGGAAGUUGGAAGCAAGAAGGUAGAUCGGAUGAAGGAGGGUUUGGAGGUAGGGAUCGUGGCAGGGAUCAAAGUGGUGGUUGGAACAACAAAAAUUCUGGUGGGGAUAAGCCCUCCUCAUGGAGUAAAGGAGCAGAAGGAUGGAAAAAUAAUGGAGGAAGUUGGAAGCAAGAAGGUGGUGAUAAGUAUCAGGGGAAGGGUGAGGAUUCAGGAAAUGCUGAUACUAGCAAUGAAACUGGUUGGAACAGCCAAGGGUCAGGUUUGAACCGGGGUGGAUCAGACAGAGGAUGGUAUGGAGGUAGAGGUAGGGGUCGUGGAAGGAGGGAUUGGAACCAAGACGGGUCUGAUAGAGGAGGGUAUGGGGGUAGAGGUAGAGGAAGGAGGGAUCAAACUGGUGGUUGGAAUAGCUCAAAUUCUGAUGGGAAUGAGCCCUCUUCCUAUAACAAAGGGGGGGCAGAGGGAUGGAAAAGUAAUGAUGGUGCAGGAAGUUGGAAGCAAGAAGGUGAUGGUGAUAAGAAGCAGUGGCAGGGCAGGGAUUCAGGAGUUGCAGAAACUAGCAACAGAACUGGUUGGAACAGCCAGGGAUCGGGUUGGAACCAACCAGUGGCAGACAAAGAAACUGGUGGUUGGGGCAAAGGAUCAAAUAAUGAAAAUGGUCAAAGCCAGAAAAACAACUGGAAAUUGCAAGAUGAUUCUGGUGGGGGACAAGGGUCAAGCUGGAACAAAGGGCCAAAUUCAAGCGGUGCAGAUUGGGGUCAAUCAUCUGGCUGGAAUCAAUCAAGUAAUGCAAAAGAAAGAGGUGAUGGAGGUGGAGAACCAUCUGAUUCAUGGGGUAAAGCAGCAGCAAGCUCUUGGGGUAAGGCAGACAACAAGUGGUAAUGACUUGCAGGUUAUGCUCUCUGGGUGCUUACCAGUUCUGUAUAUAAAGUUUUAUUUACUUUUUACCCAGUUAGGAAGUAUCUAGUCUGUCUCUUGGACCCUUAAUUGCAAAUUUUUAAUGUAUGUAAGCUCUCUUUAAGAACCUGUGUUUGGGUAUAGGCAGUGGAUUAAACUUUUGGGGAACUUUCUCUUCUGAUCAUGGAAGAGAUGAUAUAUUCCUGCAAGUGGUACUUAGUAAAUGAAAGUGGACUCUGUUAAUCGUAUGAUAUUACCUUUAGUUUUUAA